Paramecium tetraurelia is the source of this 819-nucleotide messenger RNA. RefSeq lists its product as uncharacterized. The record is from RefSeq and is a predicted model, not a curated record. NCBI's taxonomy places the organism in Eukaryota, Ciliophora, Oligohymenophorea, Peniculida, Parameciidae. The transcript has 3 exons.
AUGAGUAUUUAUUUCGAUGGGUCAAAUGUUGGAAUACAAAUAGCUCCGAUAGAAUAUCAAUCAAAUUAUACAGUGUCAAAUAUGUAUGAUUACUUGGCGCAAUACUAAUUAGACAGGUAACAAUACAGUUUAACGUUGGAUGGAUAAACAAUGUUAAACCCAUAAGAUAGUUCAUACAUUUCAUAAUUUUUUUAACCAAAUGCAGCUCUUUAUGUUGUUUAAGCAUAGCCAACAUUUAAUGUGUAUUUUGAAGGAUAGUAAAUAUUGACAAAUCAACUACCAAACAUGGCUAUACUUGAUUUGUUAACAUAUUUAUAAUAAUAAGGUGUUAAUCUAGGGUAAAAUGUGUAAGUUGACUUUUAUGAUUAAAGUUCCACUCCACUAUUUAUGAAUGCUGAUAUUAAUGAGGGUUUGUAUAAUUAUACAAAUGGUAAUCAAAUAGUAAUCAUAAAUAUCACACCUUUAUAAUAAUAAGAGAUUCCAAAAUAGAUGGGAUCAAAUACUAAAGUGGAUUCAUUUAAAUAAUAAAAUAUUGGAGCAAAUGAACUACUCUAAUCCUUGAUUUUACUCAAAAAUGUAAGUUUAUUGAUUGAUCCAAAUGGUUAAUUUGUUGUAUACAAAUUUCACUUCCCAACUUUGAUCUAAGGAUACUUACAAAGAAGUUAAGGAAAAGAUGCAGCUAAUAUUACACACUUUAGUGUGGUGCAUGCUGAUUGGAUAGAAAAGAAUAACAUAAAAUAUUGCUCAUUUGAUGAUUACGGAUUUGCUAUUACAUGGGAAGAUGGAAAUGUUAGUUCCGUGAAAAUUAAGCAAUAGUGA